Molecule: messenger RNA, 6514 nt
Organism: Epinephelus fuscoguttatus (brown-marbled grouper)
Lineage: Eukaryota; Metazoa; Chordata; Actinopteri; Perciformes; Serranidae
Exons: 6
Coding region: 179-781 (200 amino acids)
Source: RefSeq, a predicted model, not a curated record
AAGAAAUCCAAACCUGGAUGUAGUCUAGUCUGACGAAGCCGCCAUUUCAAAACGCAAAGGAGCGACAGAGGCUGUAGGAGAUUUUGUAUAUUUUUUAUUUUUCUAAUAUAUUUUUACUAGCACGUAGGAAAAUUGCAUUACUUUUUUUGAAUCUACCUCGCCUGCAUCACCAGCUGAAAUGGAUGCAGACACAGAAGAAAAGGUGACAGAAACUUCAAAAAUUUCCAAGGAUGAAUCUCAGAAACCCUUAACGGACAACAAAUUUAGGGGUCGUGGAUUUAAAAGCCGUGGUCGAGGGGGUCGGAUGAGUCGAGGCAGCAUGCGUGGUGGGCGGGGCAUGAUAAAAGGGUUUGGUCCACCUGGAUAUGGGAGGGGUCGAGGGAAAGAUGGAGCCAUUAAUGGAUUUGCACCCAUGAGAGGAAUGAGGAGGAUGCGACCUUACCCAGACCUACGAGGUCAUCGAGGUAGAGGUGGACCAAUGGGCAUGGGCAUGGGCCCUCCUCCUCCCCCUCCUCCCCCACCACCUCCCAUGCACCUCAGAGGCCCCUACCCACCCAUGCCAAGGCAUGGACCCCCGCCACCCCCUCCUCCAGGUCAUCCUGGUUUCAGAGGGCGUCCACCACACCCUCGAGGCCGUGGCAUGUUGCCCCCUGGACCUCCACGUCACUUCCACCCCCGCGGCCCAAGAGGCUACCACAAUGGACCGGUCUCUCCUCCGCCUCACCCCCCACCUGGCAGAGGCCAGAGGUGGCCAGGGCCCCCUGGUGGCCGACGCUUUUAACACAGCCUGCCCUAAAACCAAUAACCAAACACUUUGUUAAUGUAGAAGGGGCCUAAAGUGGUGCAGUAAAUGAAACGCCCCUCAAAUAUGUGUUACACAAAGUCUCUGAGUAUCUUUAUGACAUACUCUGUGGCCAAAUGUGUGGUUAUUGAUAUUGUCUACUGGCAAAGAGAUAAUGUGAAAAUGACUAAUGAGAACAUAAGAUGCCUCGCAACUUUAACAAUGUAAAGGCAUUCUGUUAUCUAUGUUACAGAAAUACUGUUGGUACUGUAGGAACUAUUUGACAUUGUUGAGAAAAAGAUGUUUAAAAACAAGUUUGAAAGCGCUGUUUUCAAAUGGAGGAAAAUUCUUGUAAAAGUUUAUUAAAUGUUCUGUGGUUCUUGUUACAGUCACCCUGUGAGCCUUAAGAGUCUUUUCCUGAUCCGUAAUAAAAAAAAAAUAAAAAAUGGGUGACAGUGUAUAUUUGAAGGUGGGGAAAGAUGGGUGACAAAUUAAUGAAAGAGUGCACAGCAGCCCUCGAGCACCACUGUUAACUAGCUUAGUACACCUUGGACCUCUCUAACCUUUCCUUUUGUUACAUGGAAAUAGUUAUGUAUUAUAACUUCACCACGCAGUGCAGUAAAUAUUGUUUAACACACAUUUUUUCAAGUGAAAAGACAAUGCUCUAAUUGUCAAGUAUUCAUGAGUAUUUAAUUUUAUAUUUUAUAUCGUUAAUGUGCAGCUAUUGCUGUUUGGAACAUUCAUGUUUGUCUUCAGCAAUCUAUUGUAAUGGAAAAGGCAUUAUAAAUGAUAGUAUAUGGAAAUAUAUAUCUAGUAGAUUUUAUAAAUGAAAGCAAAUUUCAGUAGUAUUUGCUUCAGUUAAGGAUAAGAAGUUCUUUACUGUGUUUAGUUUUCUGAAGUGUUAUAAAACUCUAUUCACUGUAAUUAACAUAACUUUUGUGAACUUGUGAUGUGUUUGAUGAAAACAGUCAAGACUUAUGACAUAGCCGUGGAGAAAAAAAUAAAACUAAAAAUAAACUCAACUUCUCUUUUUUUGUUUAUUCACAAACAAGUCUGAGAGUUGUCAUUAUAAUUUACAUCAUAUCUGUAAUAUAUGGAAAAAUGGAUUGUAAUGUCAGUUUAAUAUUGUCCACAGUGGCACAGUAACAGUGUUAUAUAUUUGUAAGUGAAUAUUUGAUACAUGUAAAGACCACUGUACUAAUGCACAUCUUUAUAUACAUAUAUAUAUUUUUUUUUUGGAGGACCAAGAGCCCUUAAUGAAUGUAAUAUUCAGCGUGCUGAGGGCUGAAACUUUCUACAGAUAAGAAAAUGCUUGGAAAAGUAAUCAUGAAUUGCACUUUUUGUAACUUGAAAGAUGAACUUCACUCACUCAAGUGCAUUUUAUGUUACCAUGUAAAUUUGACUGGAGGAUUCAGAACCGCUCCACUUGAAAAGCGUUGAAACUAAACAUCAAGCCACAAUUCAAAUUCAGUGGUAGCAUGUCUAAAAGGAGGACAUCAUCUGCAAAGGAUACACACUCUGAUAUGACCAAGGACUUUCAUAUUUUCAUGCUGCGCAGUAAUUUCAAUUUGACAUCAAAGGUGACAAAGGGAUUUGGAGAAUCUACAAUUAUGUUUAUGUAUGUGUUCUUCUGUGUUUAUAAUUCUUAUAAUUUAAUAUUUUUAUAUAAUUUCUCCUAUACUCCUGUAAAUUUUUAAUCGAUAUAAAAAUAAAAGUUGCCAUGCAUGUAUGUAUGUGCAUAUGAAGUUGCUGUACCCUUUACAGAAAAGAAUAGCAAGAUUAUUUAAUGAAUGAUUUAUUCCAGAAUCAAUGGUACACAGACACCAUCUCAUGGAACAUUCAAUAAAGUUGAAACCAAUUUUAGAAGCAAGCAUUUUAGCACCUCAGGUUUUGCAAGUUCUGUGUAUGCAUGUAGUUUAUGGAAUCAAAUAACUGACAUAAAUAUUUGAAUAUAAACCUCCAAUGAAUAGUUCAUUUUGAAAUUUAAACACCAUCGAUUUCAUAGCAUUGAAAUAUUUUACCUUAAAAACCAUGUUUCUGAAUUUAUUUGUUUUGAAUUCACCUCUGAAAUUAAAAUGUCUUUCUUUGCAUUAUCAGAAGCUGAAUUGGAUUUUUUUUUCCAGUGUUCACAAAUUAAGAGCCAAACAUGUCAGUUUCAGUAUUUAAAAUUUCAACUGGUCAAAUUCAGAUCUAAAAAUUCAGGUUGAAGAAAUGCAAAUAAAACAACAUUAAAAUUUGACUGGUCAAAACAUUCAGGCUCGAUUGCCUAUCCUAUCCUGAGUAGCCAGGAUGUUAAUAUGUGCAUUUUUUUUUCAACUUGCAUUUUUAGAUGUCAAUUUGUGAAUGUUGGAAAAAAAAUUCAAAUUCAAGUUUUGAGAUGGAAAAUCACAAAAGAGGAGAAUUCAGAACAAAAAUGUUUAGACACAUGGUUUUCAUGGUAAAAUAUUUCAAGAAAAUCCUUAUGAGACCUAAACUUUUGUUUGGUAUACAGUUUUAAUUUCUUCUAGCCAAUUGGGAUCAGUAGGACCUGAAAAGUAUAAAAAAAAAUGAACAUUUUAAAAUUAACACUUUAAAGUCCCAAUGUCCUCAAAUGAGUACUUCCUAAUUAUCAGCAGUGUCUUAGCUUGUUACUGUUGCUAAAAUUGGUAAAAUUUGUUGCCAUAUCAAACUACAAACAUUAUUAAUCAUAAAUAAAGAAGUUUCAACCAUAAGAUGUGAUCGGGUUUUGGACCUUGUCCUUUUUUGUGUCAGGAUCAGCUGCAGUCUGACUUGGCAGAGAUGGCUGCCAUCUUGUUUUUACAUGGAUUAGUGUAUUGUGGUCUUACUAACACUAGAUGGCACAAAUAAGUGUCCACAAAUGAGGACAUCAGGUCUAAGUCAAGUAGAAUGAAGUAUAAGGUCAAGUAAACCCAAAAUGUGAUGUCCUCAUAUGAGGACACAGGGUCUCAGGAGGAUAUGAUAUCAGUGGUGUUAAAAAUUCUCAAUUAAGUUUUAAGUGGAAGCUGAAAUUCAAAUACUUGAGUUUCUUAUUUUCUUCCUAUAGAAGCCCUUUUUCCAUAAUGUGGUGCUAAUUUAGGUACUGACGUCAUAAAGAUGUAACAAAGCCCUGCUGUAAUGCCAGAGCACCUUCAUAUGAAGAGGCAUUUAUCAUUAAUACUGUAUAAUGUAUUUACUGCUGGCACAAACGAGGAUUUCUGCAUUAUUUCUGGAUGAAAGAGCAUUUUAUUGUCUGAGCCACUCAGGCACUGCAGAGUACCUCAAGAGGUAUUCAUCUCAGCUAGCCUGUUUCAUAAAUUAGCCCCGACAGGUGUUGCACUCUCCUCCUCCUCCUCCUCCUCCUCUGUCUGCCCUUUCCCCAUCUCUUCAGCACUUUCAGUACAUUUUGCUGCCUCUUCAGUCUCUGCAGUCCCUUCUUGUUUCUCCCUUUGGUUUGAGUAUAACAGCCUGACUGUUGUUGUCUCCUGAAGGGGGGCACACAGUACAGUUAACCUCCCGGGCCCCAGGAACCCAGGCCCUCCCUCACAUCUCUCCCCUCCUUCACCAGCGGCGUGACACCUGAGGUCCGGCACUUCACUUGAAAAGGUGAGCCUCCUCUUGUGUCUUAACAACUAAACCCCUCCUUCUCUGAUGCCUGGAGAUUCUCUCUUUCAGGAUGGAAGCUGAAACUACGACGGGGUCGUACCAAACUCGGUGAGACACAGAGGAAUAUGAAUAGUUGUAGUAAUAUAGAAGUGGGGCUGCACAGUAUUAGGAAAACGUGAUUUGCAAACCCAAACAGAAUUUAUUUUGCUUGAUUUACAUGGAACUAAGUCUGCACUGUGAAGUCUUGACAAGAACAGACCGUAAGUACACCUUGUUGUACAGUGAUCCUGCAGGAAUACGUAGGAAAAGACUGAUCUAUAAAUAAGUUGUAUUGCACUAACAACUGGCAUGAACCAGUUUUGACAUGUCCAGGCAGGGAAACCACAGGUGUAAUUAAUAGAAUUAGCUGCAUAUGUGUCCGAGUCCUGGUAUGGACCUUUUUCACAGCAGACAUUUUGACUUGUCAUAGUAGGAAAAGCACAGGUAAAACUGAUCACAUUAAUGAUGGCUCAGUUCCAUUAGGUGUCCUAGUGAGCUUGAGUGAGCCAGGGCCUUUCCUUUAGUGGAACCCAGCUAUCAUUAAUGUUAUUGAAUACACCUGUGCUUUUCCUACUAUGACAUGUCAGAAUGUCUGCCAUGACAAAGGUCUGUUGUGCAUGCUGGCACACUGUUAUGCUCAUGGCUUACUUAGACGGUCUCCCUUAAGUAGAACGGAGCCAGGAGGAAACUCCACCUCUCCUAAAGUCCCUCCCAGCUGAUAAAAUUCUAAAAGAUAUUAAACAACCCGGAGGCAUCUUGUCCUGGCCUGGUAAGAACAUCCUGAUGACGUGAGCUCAACAUUCUGUUUUGCUCUCUGUAUCAGUCUGGACUUUCUGCUGCCCCAAACACUUUCACUCACCUUGACAGAUAAACUCCUUAAGCCAAUUAGCCUAACACAACACUGGAGAACAUCUUCAUCACCAAGAGAGUCAGCUGAUAAAUCAAGCUUUUGCCAAGUCUAGUCAGAAGAACGGCGAAAACAUCUUUUCCUUCAAGAAACUCUGAGGGUGAAUACUUUUGCUCUUGUAUAAUUGUUGUUAUUGACUGUUUCUUCUUCACUGUCUGCAAGUUGUGGCCUGCAUUUUACACCAUCAACUACAAUGCAGUCUCUGAUUGGCUGGUUGUCUACUCUAUAAGAUAUCCAAUUGCCCCCAGUUUCCAUUUCUGGAAAGGGUUAAGGGCGACACCAAGUCCAGACUGAUACAGAGGGUGAAACACAAUGUUGAGCUCAUGUCACUAGGAUGGUAUUAUCAGGCUAAUUCUGUCCUUUAUAUAUAUAUAUAUAUAUAUCAGAAUUUUGGCCUUUGCAGACAGUAAACCCCUAAACACUAACACCAAUGUGAGCAGGACCUGAGAUGUACUUUUGAAGAUAGUGAAGUCAGUAUUUAAGGAAGCACUGUCAUUCUUAAGUAACAGAUGCCAUAAACAUUUCAGUUUAAAAUUGUCCACAGAACCUAUUUUACCCCAGAAAGCCUUGUAAUAAUUUUGUCAAUUGGAAAAAAAAACAUUCGGGGGGAUUUAUUUGCAUAAAAGAGGACCACAAAGAAAAGAUGAAUUUCUGUGGUAAGGUUUUCAAACCUGUAGUAUCCAAACAAUCAGGAGGAAGUGUACUCAUGUCAGAUUUAGAAUUUUGGUAAAGUAAUUUCAGUCAAAGUAAGGUGGUAUAAAUAUCUAAUAUGGACCCAUCAUAGCUGCAUGGUCAACAGGCACAGAUCAUUACUGAAGAGACUAUUUAAUUGAUGUGAGGCCAGGUAUGACCCAACCAACAUCUAUAAUUAGGGUCCCUGCAGCCAUGACCUGUGUCAGAUCUGUCCAAAAAAUGGAAAAAUGAUUCUACUAAUGUGAUUUAUGUUGUAUAGCUGUAAUUUCUCUGCUGCAAAAACAAUCAAAGCUUCUGACCAGUUUCUUUUACAGAGGUCACAGACUUUACUACGAUGAUAAAUGCGAGGCCUUUUACCAGAAAACCUCCUUAAAAUGACAGGAAGUAUUCGCCUUCAACCAAAGAAUGAGUGCGCCAUGGUGUUUUCACUGUUAAGCAGAGGAUGAAUGUUAAAUUCAGUUUCUUCUUUUUCUAUGUUUAGCGUUGGUUAUGUUGGUUUACUAAUAAUAAAA